Molecule: messenger RNA, 4102 nt
Organism: Alosa alosa (allis shad)
Lineage: Eukaryota; Metazoa; Chordata; Actinopteri; Clupeiformes; Clupeidae
Gene: ttyh3b
Product: tweety family member 3b
Exons: 15
Coding region: 1324-3081 (585 amino acids)
Cellular component (GO): plasma membrane
Molecular function (GO): intracellularly calcium-gated chloride channel activity; volume-sensitive chloride channel activity
Source: RefSeq, a predicted model, not a curated record
CUCUUUCGCGAGCUUCAUCCGCAACCUCGGCUCCCCCCCCCCCGCCUGCCCGUGUGCGCGUGUGUAUGUGUGUGUUUCUUUUUUCAGUUGACACAAUAGCCUUUUUAGAGCUGCAAUUUGCAAAUAUAUACAGUGUAACGCCGAGAACAAUUCCAACCCACCUAAUAAGAAUAACGCCGUCGACGACCAACAGCCUUCACAAAGAAGAAAGAGACGGGGUAACGGCUAAAGAGCAUUAAAGCAGCACACGGUGGUCUUGGAAACUGAACUUCAUUAUCAAUAGAACGUCAAACGUCGUUGUCCCACGGGGUCAAUGACAAUUAAUUAAGCGAUACGGCCGAUUUGCGCGCCAAGAAGCUUUAUGCUAUGGGAUUCCCUCAGCGCCCGAGCCCUGUGUUCCUCUGACCGCGAAGACCGAGAGAGAGAUUGAAGGGGUGCUGUUACGGUGCGAGGUUUUUGUGCUAUUCAGCAGCAGCGGAUCUGGCGUGGUGGAGGACAAUAGCUCUCUACAGCACUGCUAGGCGAGGGUGGUGGGAUUCCCGCAGUCCCCCCCGUCUGCACUGCCCAAGUCCAGGCAAGUCGACUUUGAAUGACAGCACCGCAACAAAGCAUCUCUCGUCGCCUCAAGGGAAUUUUGUUGCCAUUUGAAAGGAACCUCGAAGACGAGCUGGCCGUGCAAGAAACCAGACUCGAAUCUUACUCGAAUGCAAUCGCGACGACGGGAAGAUUGUCAAAUGAAUCAGAGGAUGUGCAAAGGAAAUCGAAGACUGCAUCUAGCACAGACCUUUACCGAGCUUCUUAAUUAAUAGCUCGUUAGAGGGAGAAAUAUUGCGACGGAAUCGGCAACAUUAUUGACAGUUGCUUCAUCGGGUUUUCACGGCAGCUACAGUCCCGCAUCGCGCCCUCAGGAGUUAACUUAGGUUUAAUCUAAUAAUCAGGGUAGUAUUGCGACCGUACCUAACGGGUUAACUGCCAAACACAAGAACAGGCUAACAGGGACUACAUUGAAAUCACCCAUUCGUGAUCGUGUUGUUAAAGAGGCUUCAGCAUCGCCUGAUAGAUGUGAGAACAACACCGCUCCAACAACCCGACAAGCACAACAGGAAUUCUCACACCUACAAGCCCAAAAGCCUACAAGCUACGAGGUGGCUAGCAGCAUCUCCGCUUGAUAUUUAGCUCACACACACGGACAUGCUGCCUGAUUCCCUGGUGCAGAAUUCUAAUAAGGGAGUACAUCGCCGGUGAAUCAAGCCUUUUUGCCCCCAUCGCCUUGACCAUUUGCAGGAACCCGCUGCGACUCGAGCCCCCAACUGUGAUUGAACCAUGGCCGCGGUUGUGAACUAUUCCCCACCGUGGUGGGCGAAUCUUCUUCACCGUCUACCCCACUUCAACCUCCAGUUUGAGAUGACGAGCAGUGAUUUCCGACCAGAGGACUCUGAAUAUCAGAAGUCGGUGCUGCUGCUGGGUGCCGUGGCGCUCGUGUGUCUGGCCCUGGAUCUGCUCUUCCUGCUCUGCUACUCCUUCUGGCUGUGCUGCCGCCGCCGCAAGAGCGACGACCCGCCCAACGCCGACUGCUGCUGCACCGCCUGGUGCGUCAUCAUCGCCACACUCGUCUGCAGUGCUGGCAUUGCUGUGGGUUUCUAUGGCAACGGAGAGACAUGUGAUGGAAUGAACAGGUUGACGUACUCACUUCGCCAUGCCAACCAGACUGUGGCUGGGAUCGAUAAACUGGUGUCCAGCAGCACCCUCUCCCUGAACGACUCGGUGCAGGCAGGCCUGCUGCAGUGUGAGGGGGCCUACUCCAAGCAGACCGACUACCUGUCCAUCGUGCACAAGCUGCAGGGUCAGCUGGACGAGCUGCUGGGGCUCCUGGUGGAGGUGCCCUUCUGGAGCAACGACGACCUGUCCCUCCACACACUCGCCGUCACCACCGAGCAGUACGACUGGUACAGGUGGCUGGCCUAUCUCACCCUGCUGCUCUUUGACGUGCUCAUCUGUCUGCUGGUGCUGGUGGGGCUCAUCCGCAACUCCAGGGGAAUUCUGAUUGGUGUGUGUAUUCUCGGCGUUCUUGCACUUGUCAUCAGCUGGGCCACCUUGGGGUUGGAGCUGUCUGUCGCUGUGACCACCAGUGACUUUUGCGUAGCCCCCAACGCUUACAUCACUAAAGUCACGGAGGAGAACGCUGUCAUCAACCAAGAUAUUUUGCAGUACUAUCUGAAAUGCAGCAUGGGCCAGUCCAACCCAUUCCAGCAGAAACUCUCUGGAAGCCACAAGUCCUUGGUGGAGAUGCAGGAUGAUGUGGCUGAACUGCUGCGCUCGGCCACUCGAGAGUAUCCUCAAACUAAGGGGAAUCUGGAGGAGAUCCAGUCGGUGUUGAACUCUACUGAGGUCAGCCUCCACCAGCUUACUGCUCUACUGGACUGCCGCAGCCUGCACAUGGACUAUGUCCAGGCGCUGACCGGUCUUUGCUACGACGGUGUCGAGGGUCUGAUCUACCUGGUGCUCUUCUCCUUCGUCACUGCGCUCAUGUUCAGCUCCAUCGUCUGCAGCGUGCCCCACACCUGGCAGGGCAAAAGGAGUGAGGACGAUGACGGUGACGAGUCUUCUGCGGCCCACGGCACGCGGCAGCCUCACGAUAACCUGUACCGCGUGCACAUGCCCAGCCUGUACAGCUGCGGCAGCAGCACGUACGGUAGCGAGGCUAGCCUCCCGGCCGCGGCUCACACCGUCAGCAACGCGCCCGUAACCGAGUACAUGAGCCAGAAUGCUAACUUUCAGAACCCCCGCUGCGAGAACACUCCUCUGAUUGGCAGGGAGUCCCCUCCGCCCUCUACCGAACGAUUCCAUGGGAUGAUGUGCACUGCACCUCUUGUUCGUAGCUAUGGCAACAAAUUUGCAAUUUCUUCCCUCCUCCUCCUCCUCCUCCCAACAUCCCCCCUACCCCUCCAGCAUGUUUGUCUUUACUGUUCUGUGAACCCAGCCCCUGUCGCUGCCCCCCCCUUCCCAUCCACCCCACAUGUCCCCCACUUUGGUACAGCCCAUGGUGUGAAGCAACCCCCCCCCCAGUCCUUAUUCAUGUAGUCUAGUCCUGCAAUGUAACUGUGUGCUUCCUGCUUCUAAGAGGCAUUUUGCUUUACACCCCUCGUGGCUUCGUUUGUCAUUCUUCCUGGAGGCUGUCAUGAGUUGUAUAUGUGUGUGGAGUUCUUUUUCUCUUUUUUUUCUUUCUUAAAUUCACCCCAGGAACUAAAACCAUGUUUGACCUCAUGCUGUGCUUCAGCUGCAAUCACUUCCCAGGUCAUUUUGAUAACUGAUUCCCCUGCUUCAUAAUAUUAUGCCUCUGUAACAUCACCCGCCCCUCAGCUUUCCUUGUUGGCCUUUGCAAGGCCCCCCUAAGCUAAUUCUUUUUUUAACAACAUCAGGCUGUCCAAAUGACUCAUCGACUGUUGUUUGUAUGUGUGUUUGUGGUGUUUGUUAUGUGUUGUAUGUAUAUGUUGUUUGUGAACUCUUUUCCCCUUACCCUCCUAGCCUUAAAAGUACCUGUUUGUUUGCAUAUUUGCACACAUUCACAUGCACACACACACACACAAAUGCAUGCUUAUAGACUUGAGAGGUCCGUUAAGAGCAAGGAUAGAACACAAUUUGAAGGUCACAUUCAUUGUACAGUUUGGAAAUAAAAAUAAACACAAAUCUUCCUCUCCACAUUAUUCUAAUCACCAUAGCAACAUGCAAAAACUGUAAUCUGAUCUACUUUAACAAAGCUUUAACCUCUGUAGCUGCUGAUUUCUGGAACACAUAGAAACAGCACCCUCUUGUGGUGACAAGACAGUAUGUCUACCUAGCUCAAUACAAAUCAACAUAUUCCUCUUUUUCACUCUUCCUGUUGUUUAGCCUCUCUCCCUGUUUAUUGUCUCUCUAUCACACUCACCCCUUCUCUCUUUCUCUCUUUCUUUUUAACACCUGUUCUUCCCCCCUCACUCACUUUUUUCCCUCUCUGUCUCAAUCUCUUCCAUCUUCCAAUCUCCUCCUCUCCCUUUUCUCUCUUUUGUCUCUUUCUCUUAACCCCUCUCCUUCUCAACCCAUCUUUCAUCUGUCUCUCUCAACC